Diaporthe batatas is the source of this 3481-nucleotide messenger RNA. RefSeq lists its product as uncharacterized. Gene Ontology annotation, cellular component: cytosol. The record is from RefSeq and is a predicted model, not a curated record. Gene Ontology annotation, molecular function: heme binding; catalase activity. Lineage: Eukaryota; Fungi; Ascomycota; Sordariomycetes; Diaporthales; Diaporthaceae. The coding region runs from base 902 to 3250 and encodes 782 amino acids. Gene Ontology annotation, biological process: hydrogen peroxide catabolic process; cellular response to hydrogen peroxide. The transcript has 4 exons.
CCUGAACGUAGAGUCGACGCCUGCCAGAUGCUGCAAUUAUGAUGAGCACCACAAGUUUCUGAUCGUCCUGCCACUCACUUGUCACUCACUCUCCCACCAACCUACCCAACUACCCACCACCCAGCACCUUCGACUCAUCAACCCUCCUCCUGCCCUCCUGUACUGGUACGCUUAUGCCUGUUGGCCUGUAAGGCCCCUCCAUCGCCCACUUCCCCGUCCACGGUUGCCACUUAAACCUGGGAGUUUUGGAAGCCCCCCCCCUUCCACAGCGAAUCAGCAUCCACUUAUUCCCCAUUUGACUCGUUUGAGUUCGAUCAACUGGACCGUGCCAAGGCAAUAGACCUCAAAGUCCAGCAUUGCGAGCUUUAUUGUCAGGCGCUCCCUAACAACCGUCCCCGCCCCACUAUGGCCCAGGUUAGGAUCGUCAUGGACAGUGCUCCCCUGUCUUUUUUGCUUUCCUUUGCCCCAGGGGAUGCCACAACAACUAAGGCAUACAGAACUUUAGCGUCGGAGAUUGAGCAUGGAUUUGUAAGAGAGAAACACGACAAAGGUACAGUGCCAUCUCCCCAUGUCACAACUGUCCUACUGCCACAACUCGCCUGUCGACGGCGCGCACGCUCGCCUAUUUCGAGCGAAUUCCAUAUGUGUCAACCCAACCUUAAAGUUCAAGUGACAUUACGUGCGACCGCCCUGUACCCUGCGUCCCACUAGCCCGAGUAAUACACAGUACAUACUGCUUGUACUUCUCCAGUCUCCUCUGGGCAGCGUUCGUCUGAACAAUCCCACCACCCAGGCAUCGGAUAUAUCUAGAGCUGGACCCAUCCUCCACAACCCACUCUCCUCUCUUUCUUUGGCAUCAACCUCUUGAGUUGUCUUACGAUCGUUUCUUAUCUUUGCCAUCAUGUCUGGGUCACCUUCCGUACCGGAUAUCCUCCGGGCUCUUCUCCUGGCCGCGCCCCUGGUCUCCGCUGCCUCCUGCCCGUUUGCAGCACAGCAACAGAAGAGGGACUCUGAGUACUCGUCUGAUUUCCUCAGCCGCCGCCAGGACGCUGGGACCACCUCGUUUGGCACUUGUGCUGAGAAGGCCAACGUCGCCGGCGGUGGUACGCGUAGCAGGGAUUGGUUCCCCUGCCAACUGCGACUUGACGUCCUCCGUCAGAACACCGCCGAGAUCAACCCAUACGGUGGCGACUUCGACUACGCCGCGGCGUUCAACUCCCUGGACCUCGAUGCUGUCAAGGCCGACCUCAAGGCCCUGCUGAGGGACUCACAGGCCUUCUGGCCUGCUGACUUUGGUCACUAUGGCGGUCUCUUCAUCCGUAUGGCAUGGCACAGCGCGGGCACAUACCGCUCCUUCGAUGGCCGUGGUGGUGCCGGCAUGGGCCAGCAGCGCUUCUCGCCGCUCAACAGCUGGCCCGACAACGCCAGUCUGGACAAGGCUCGGCGGUUGGUCUGGCCCAUCAAGCAGAAGUACGGCCGCAAGAUCUCCUGGGGCGACCUGAUCAUCCUCGCCGGCAACGUCGCCCUCGAGGACAUGGGCUUCCCGACCUUCGGCUACGCUGGUGGCCGUGUCGACACCUGGCAGGCCGACGAGUCCAUCUACUGGGGCUCCGAGGAGACCUUCGUCCCCCAGGGCAACGCGGACCGUUACAACGGCAGCACCGACUUCGCAGCCCGAGCCGCGAACCUCGAGAUUCCCCUGUCCGCCACUCACAUGGGUCUCAUCUAUGUGAACCCCGAGGGCCCUAACGCCAACUCUGACCCUGUCACCUCGGCCAUGGACAUCCGGACAACCUUUGGAAGAAUGGGCAUGAACGAUGAGGAGACGGUUGCUCUGAUUGCUGGCGGCCACGCUUUCGGCAAGACUCACGGAGCUUUCAACGGCUCCGGCAUUGGCGGCGCACCCGAGGCUGCUGACAUCGGCGAGCAGCAGUUUGGAUGGGCUGGCAGCUUCAAGGAGGGCACCGGCUCUUUCACCUCCGGCCUCGAGGUCACCUGGAGCAAGACGCCCACCAAGUGGUCCAACAACUUCCUCGAGUCCCUGUUCCACAACGAGUGGACCCUCGUCCAGAGCCCCGGCGGCGCCCACCAGUGGGAGGCCCUCAACGCCACCGCCAACUACCCUCUGCCCUUCGACAACAGCAGCUUCCAGAAGCCGCGGAUGUUGACCAGCGAUCUGGCUCUGCGCCACGACCCCAUCUACGCCAACAUCUCCCAGGCCUACCUUGCCAACUUCACCAAGCUCACUGACGACUUCUCCCGUGCCUGGUACAAGCUCACUCACCGUGACAUGGGUCCUCUGGCCCGCUACCUCGGCCCCGAGGUCGCCAAGGAGAAGCUCAUCUGGCAGGAUCCCCUCCCCGAGGCCACCGGACCCACGAUCGACUACUCCGAUGUCGCCACCCUGAAGCAGCAGAUCCUCGCCUCCGGCGUCAGCACAUCCGCCCUGAUCUCCACCGCCUGGGCCUCGGCCAGCACCUUCCGCCACACCGACAAGCGUGGUGGUGCCAACGGAGCCCGCAUCCGCCUCGAGCCCCAGGUCAGCUGGGCCGUCAACACCGGAGCCGGCACGGGCCUGUCCGACGUGAUCAAGGCCCUCGAGGGCAUCAAGUCCAAGUACUCCAAGCCCGUCUCCCUGGCUGACCUGAUCGUCCUGGGCGGCGCCGCCGCCGUCGAGAAGGCGGCCAAGGAUGCCGGCUUCGCCAACGCCUCCGUGCCCUUCACCCCAGGCCGUGUCGACGCCACGCAGGACCAGACCGACGUGUCCACCUUCGCCUACCUCGAGCCCAAGGCCGAUGGCUUCCGCAACUUCGGCCGUGGCAACGCCCGCGCCCGCACCGAGGAGAUCCUCGUCGACCGCGCCAACCUGCUGGGCCUGACCCCGCCCGAGCUCACCGUCCUCGUCGGUGGCCUCCGCGUGCUCAACACCAACGCCGACGGCUCCGCCAACGGUGUGCUGACCGCGACCCCCGGCAAGCUGACCAACGACUUCUUCGUCAACCUCCUCGACAUCUCGACCAAGUGGACCGACUCCGACAGCGGCGAGGUCUGGAAGGGCACCGACCGGGCGACCGGCGCUGACAAGUGGACCGCCACCCGUGCCGACCUUGUCUUUGGCUCCCAGUCCGAGCUGCGUGCCAUUGCUGAGGUCUACGCCAUGGCUGACUCGGGCGAGAAGUUUGUCACCGACUUCAUCGCCGCCUGGAACAAGAUCAUGGAUGCCGACAGGUUUGACGUCAAGAAGUGGUAAACUUGAGACGUCAUGGUCGUCGUUCUAAGUGAUUGAGUUCAGGAGUUAUCAUCAUAGAAAAAGAAAAGAAGAAAAAAAGAUACCUGUGUAUUAUGAGAUCAUUGCCCUGGAAUGGAACUGGGGCCUUCAUGAAGCGUUUUACUUUAUUCUUGUACAUAUUAUGAGCAUGAUUGUAUUUUAGUCAGAUACCUCGCAGCACGAUGAAUUCCGAACUCAGUUGAUAUCACUCAA